AAGCAAGCCGUCAAGAUGUAAUCCUGAUAAGAGAUCAGUCGUGAGCUCUUAUGAGCUCACCGUGGAUUAGUCUCGAUCAAUCGAUCGAUCGAGGAUACCACGUAAAACUUUUGUGUUCUGUGUUCGUUUCAAUUCCGCAUCAUCAAAUUCUUCAUGGUAUCAGAGCUGGUUUGUCCUUGAGGUCACGUGUUCAAGUCCUCACGACCCCCAAUAUUAACCGUUGUCUUCAAGCACAUGGUAUGGUGGGCCUGUGCAAACUUCAAGCACAUGGGUCGGCUUUCGUUUGAGGGGGCGUGUAAGGAAGUGGUUAAGUACCAUACACGGACCUGUAUAAGAUCCAGCAUAACCUUCUCCCAACAACUCGAGUUAUUGGGACCAACUGGUUUAUGACAUGGUAUCAGAGCGAAACUCGAUCCUUGUUAGGGUUUUGAGCUUCCGCAAUUGUGGCUAUUUUGUCUCUUGGUCGUCGUCAACUCCAUCGUCUACUCAUAAAUCAUGCCCUGCUACUGUCCAUGAUCAUCAAGUCUUCCAACUGCUCGGUUGUCCAUAGUCGACGUCCAGACGAGCAAUCAAUCCCUAUCGUCGCCAAGUCACAACUUCCGUCCAGUCAUGGCGGUUCGCCAGCUCAGUCAUCAGUGGCCUCCUCGUCACUGGCCGUCGUCACCCAUCAACGCCUGCGCCCUCCUCACAGUCGCCGCCAAUGUCAGCGACGGCGGCGUCUUCCGUCAUUUCAAGGCAGCACACGUCACAGCUGCAACUCCAUCGAUGGCUUGUCAUCAGCCGACCCUUUACCCCAAGUCGUCGUCAUCAUCACAAUCGGGAGAGAGAUUCGGCCCCACUGUCGCCGACAUGGUCUCCAGUCGUCAGCUCCUUUUCCGACAGUCCAAUCCGUUUUCUUCAUCUCCCAGUAAUCAAUCGUCGCUCACGUCUCACUCUAGCCAUCGAUCAACGCCGCCAACCGUAGCUCUGGUCGUAGUGUCUGGUUGCAGCGGGACGAGCAGAGGAGAAAGAGAAGGCGAGAAGAAAGAGGAGGAGAAACGGCGGACUCUGCAAAGUACUCAGACCGAGUCAUCCUCAUCAAGUGCAUCAAUCUCCAGCUAAGUACUCAUAAUAUUGUAACUCAAGGUUAUCACAACUUCCCGUCUCGGAAGUCGCUUUGUAGAACCCCUUCUCUGACGUCACAGCAAGGCAAGGAAGAAAAACUUUUGCUUGUUUCAUCGACUUGGAUCAGUUCUUGUGCCGUUUGUUUAAUUCAGUUUGGGAGAAUGGUUGGUCACAGUCCGUUUGGUCAAAGGGAUUCCAUGGUCAUCGUUGAAAAUCGUACUGUUGGUGGUGGAGAUUGUUGCUUGUUGCAGUUGAGUCAUUCUGUUCAAUCCAGGUUAUGUGUCUAGCUGGAGUUCCAUAAUUUGGCUUCCAUCUUGAAGCUGGUCAUAUCCGGUCUUCACCAGCAGCCAAUUACACCCUGGGUGUUUUGUGGAGAAGUAUCCCUCCUUGCGACCAGGUCAACAUUAUCAAGGUCAUGUAAAAAAAAAAAUCUUCAACAAGCUCAAUUCAUGACGUUGGAGGUAAUCACGACCAAGUAUUGGUGCUUCAUCAAUAAUAAAUGUUGGAGAAAGGAAAGUUUUCGUCAAGAAAUAAAGUCAAGGUGC
Molecule: messenger RNA, 1649 nt
Organism: Linum trigynum
Lineage: Eukaryota; Viridiplantae; Streptophyta; Magnoliopsida; Malpighiales; Linaceae
Source: the annotation of a GenBank genome assembly